AUGGAAAACCUAGCCAUUUCUGACGCCCCUCCUCCUGGGGCUCCGGCCUCGCAACCCUUUGCCCAGCUGCCGCCGCAGAUGUUUACGACUGCUGCACAGCUUUUGGACCUUACCGAUAAAAAACUCAUGGUGGUUCUGCGUGACGGAAGAAAGCUGAUUGGAGUAUUACGAAGCUGGGACCAGUUCGCCAACAUUGUUCUCCAAUCGACGACGGAGAGAAUAUUCGCUCCCAGACCCGAUAACCCUGGAUCAGAGUAUCCCUACGGCUACUUUGCUGAUAUCACGCACGGCAUCUUCCUCGUGCGAGGCGAAAACGUCUUGCUCCUGGGGGAGAUUGACCUGGACAAGGACGACGAUGCGCCGCCGGGAUAUGAGCUCGCAGAGGUGGAGGUGGUGAAGAAGCUCGCCGAGGCGAAGAAGGCGGCGGAUAAGGCCAAGGAAAAGGCGCGCUUGAAAAAGCUCGUCAGGAUUGGUUUCGAGGGUGAGAACCUGGGAGACAUUUUCUUUUAG
Messenger RNA from Trichoderma virens Gv29-8, 510 nucleotides. RefSeq lists its product as uncharacterized. The record is from RefSeq and is a predicted model, not a curated record. NCBI's taxonomy places the organism in Eukaryota, Fungi, Ascomycota, Sordariomycetes, Hypocreales, Hypocreaceae. The coding region runs from base 1 to 510 and encodes 169 amino acids. The transcript has 3 exons. Gene Ontology annotation, molecular function: RNA cap binding. Gene Ontology annotation, cellular component: P-body; Lsm1-7-Pat1 complex. Gene Ontology annotation, biological process: deadenylation-dependent decapping of nuclear-transcribed mRNA.